Molecule: messenger RNA, 1705 nt
Organism: Didymodactylos carnosus
Lineage: Eukaryota; Metazoa; Rotifera; Eurotatoria; Philodinida; Philodinidae
Source: the annotation of a GenBank genome assembly
AUGUUAACAGCGGAGAAGCUAACGAUUGUGCAGAACAUUCCUGGUGAUCCGUUCAUACCUAUUGUCGGUCACAUUCCUCGCUUUAGUCGAAAUGACCAGAUCCUCGAUGUUCGUCGAUAUCAACAAGAGAAACAUGGCAACAUUUAUUUGCUGUCAUUUGGACAUCGCGUCAAUUUGGUAUUAGUUGACACCAAUUACAUUGGCGAUGUGUUGAGAAAGUGCGCAAAAUGUUACAAGAAACCGGAACUGUUUCGAACUGUAUUCGGUCCUUUGAUUGGCGGCACAAACAAUCUGUUUGCCAGCGAAGGUGAGGAGCACAGACGAUCGAGAAAAAUGUUGAAUCCAGCAUUUCAACAUUCGAACCUGCAGUCAGUGGUUACAAUCAUGACUGAGCAGACAGCCAGACAUGUGGACGAGCUAUUGGCAGAUAUCACGAACAACGACAUAAAGGAAUUUGAUAUGGAUCAGGAAUUCUACAAACUGACAUUGUCAAUCAUUGUCUCAUCUGUAUUCGGCCAGGAAAUAUUUGAGACAAAAUCGAACGGAAAAGAAGUACUUUGCAGUGCAUACAGAAAUGCCAUCAAAGCUAUCGAAUAUCGUUCAUUGUACAUGAUUAAUCAAAUACCAAUAGUGAAAAAUUUACCGUUAUGGAAAAAAGACAUCGUUGACAAAGGAACAAAUGAAAUUUGCAAGUUUGUUAAUGAAAUCAUCGUUGAUUAUAGUCGAAAAAACGGUUCGUCAUCGCCAACAAAUAGCAGUAAUAUACUCAGUCUAUUAUUGUCGGCUACUGAUCAGUAUGGCAUCGGAUUCAAUGAUGAGGAACUGAAGCAAGAAGCAGCGUCAUUCCUUUUCGCUGGUCAUGAAGCAAGCAGUAAUCUGAUGACAUGGUGUUUAUACGUACUGAUGACGCAUGACAAUGUCUACCGGGAUUGUCAAGAUGAAAUUGACCGUGUGCUAGAAGAUGGACAGCCACCCGAAUUCUGUAAACUGAAUGAGCUGGAAAUACUCGAUGCUGUACUGCAUGAAACACUGCGCUUCUAUCCGCCGUUGCCCACAAUUCGGCGAGAAUGUAUCAAAGAGCACUGCAUCGGUUCAUCGAAUCAGCAGCUGCGAAUACCAAUUGGCACGACAAUCAACAUCGACGUGUACGGUGUACAUCGUUCACCUCGGUACUGGUAGGAGCCAUUGACAUUCAAUUACAGAUGAUGGAUGGGCGAUGAGAGACGAAAGAAUCUGUCUAAUCCUUAUUGUUUUCUGCCGUUCUCGGGCGGAAAUCGCAGCUGUAUCGGCCAACCAUUUGCAAUGCUUGAAGCAAAAGUCAUUCUGUCGAUUUUACUGCGACGGCUCAAGUUCGAACUGGUCAAAGGACAAGAGAUUGUGCCGGAUGUACAGUUGACAAUGAAGCCAAAAUACGGCCUCCUGGCGAAAAUAAUAGCGAGAUCAGUUGAGAAAAAGUGAUCUCAUAACGAACAGAAUUGUGAUAUUUGACUACGAUAUGUAAAGUAUUCUCCUUCCAUUUGGAGCUUUUAAUUAGCAGAUGGGCUCUACAGUCUAAAAUAAACGUUGUAGAAUCUCUAUUUUUUUUUGCAGUUUGCAUAAUACACCACGACCCAUCUUUUGAGAUCACUGUUGACUCUUCAUCAUUCCGAAAUUAUUCGAAUUUCGGAUUUUCAUAUCUGUCUCAACCGGGUCAUGUUAUGACUCC